Ooceraea biroi (clonal raider ant) is the source of this 2163-nucleotide messenger RNA. RefSeq names its product frizzled-10-A. Gene Ontology annotation, cellular component: membrane. Lineage: Eukaryota; Metazoa; Arthropoda; Insecta; Hymenoptera; Formicidae. Gene Ontology annotation, molecular function: Wnt-protein binding; transmembrane signaling receptor activity. The record is from RefSeq and is a predicted model, not a curated record. Gene Ontology annotation, biological process: canonical Wnt signaling pathway; non-canonical Wnt signaling pathway.
CCGUCGACCAUUGGUGCGGAUGGUUGUAUUCGGUCGCGUGUUGCGUGUUGCGGUCACGUGAAUAAGUUCCUGAUCGUUGCGAAUGUUGUCCAAGUGCCGCGGGCGAAUUACAUAUACAUGUUAUUACACAAUACACGUUACGCGACGUAAAAUGUGAAUGUUGUUAACAUUAAAAAUGUUGCUGCGCGCUACGGUGCUGAUUCUGGUGGCGGCGUCGAGCCUGGUCAAAGGAUGGGGCAUCAAUCACGGGCAUCCUGGGACCACUGCUAAGUGCGAGCGGCUCAACGUAUCCUUCUGCCGGGGACUACGUUAUAAUUUGACAGCAAUGCCAAAUUUUAUGGGCCACGAAGAUCAGCGGCAGGCCGAACGUGGGCUGACGGCUUUCAUGCCACUGGUUCACUACAACUGUUCGAGACACCUAAGGCUCUUCUUGUGCGCCGUCUUUGCUCCGGUCUGCUCGGAACAUGUAGCUAUGCAGAUACCAGCUUGCAAGUCCCUCUGUCUUUCUGUAAGAAGAGAUUGCGAGCCAGCUUUAACCAGCCUUACACUGCCAUGGCCGCACAUGUUAGAUUGUGACCGAUUCCUCGAUCGUGGAAACACACUGUGUGUGCAGCCACCGGAUGAAACGCUGGACGAUACUAGUCCACCGACCAUUCAACAACAAUGGCCAGUAAUGCAUGAACAAUCAGUGCAGACUUUUACGCGACAGCAACAGCAGCAUCAUCAGUGUCCACCUCAUUUUGUGGAAAUACCGGAUACAGAAACGGUUUCUUGCGCACCACGUUGCGGCGCCGACGCUUAUUAUCGCGCGGAAGACAAGAGAUUCGCCGAACGUUGGAUGACUGGUUGGGCCUGGUUGUGUUUCCUGUCGACGCUCUUUACCUUGUUGACUUUUUGGGUCGAACCGUCUAGAUUUCGUUAUCCCGAGAGACCAAUAGUAUUUUUGGCUCUGUGUUACAAUCUUCUUUCUAUCGCUUACAUUGUUCGAGGUGCAGUAGGGGCUGAAGCUCUCAGUUGUGCUAAUCAGCUUGAUGGACCGAGCUACGUCCCAGUUCGUGAUGCCUUGAAGAGUGUUCCCUGUACAAUUUGGUGGCUGGUUAGAUAUUAUCUGGGAUUAGCCAGUAUGACGUGGUGGACAGUGCUGUGUGGCUGCUGGUUACUAAGCGCGAGGAAUGAGUGGAGCAGUGAAGCUCUUCAUAAUAUCGCAUCGUAUCUUCACGCAGCUGCGUGGAUUCUUCCGCUAUUUUUCACAGGAGGAAGCUUGCUGUCGCGUAACGUGGUGGCGGACGAAUUGACUGGCUUGUGCCAGAUUUCCGACGAAUCGGCCUUAUGGUUAGAGGUGUUACCGCACGCGGUGUUAUUGUUCUUGGGCUGCGGGUUCGGUAGUAUUGCUGGAAGUGCGCUGGUCCGCGUACGAAGAGCCGUGCGCUGCGCUGGGCGCAGCGCAACCAAAUUGGAGCGACUGAUGACGCGGUUGAGCAUCUUUGCACUGUUGUACGCGCUACCGGCAUUAGGUGGUCUUAUCUGCGUGAUGCAUGAAGCCUCAAUGAGACCGCGGUGGCGAAAACUGGCCUUGCUGGCUGCACUAGACUGCAGCGCGGCCCAGAAUUGCGUCCCGGGUCCAGUUUACCGGGCCGCUGGACUCGAGGUCGUCCUGCUGAGACUCUUUCUAUUUAUCGUGGUUGGUGUAACUUCUGGCAUGUGGGUAUGGUCUGGUAAGACCUGCCGUGCCUGGAGCAAGUUGCUCGCUGCGCCCAGCAAGUCUACCAGGAUGCAAAGUCCUUUUCAGGAUUUCAAGCAAGACGCCAACGUUAUUUGAGGAGUUUGGAGCUUGAUUGCAAAACGUGUCUGAACUGUUAUUGCAGAUGGGACAGCGUAUGAAAGAGAAUAGUGUGCGAUAGAGUGCAUACGUGUGAUUUUAUUUAUGUCGGAUUAUAUUAAGAUUAUAAUGCGUGGAAUAAGCGGUACAAGCGAUGAUGAGUUUUGUAUAUAUUUUGUAUAUAUUGUAAAAAUAAUGUGAUCUAUGUUCACAAGACGCUCACAGUUCAUCAUCAUGUGUGUAAGAAUUUUCAUAAAUUCCUGAUUAAUUAAGACCAUAUGCUAAUGAUAGCAGAAGUGUAGCUCACUAACUACAACUUCAAUAAAUACCAGUCAUUAUUUUUA